AUGAAACCCGCUCCUAUAUCAGAAGUUGAAAAUAUAUGUAGAGGUUUCGUAUCGAAUUUUUUAUCUGAAAAUUCAUCUAGGUUACCAUAUGGAUUGUUAUAUGCAAUGGACUGGAAAGAAGAUGUGAAUAGACUUGAAGAAGUUACAUUAAAAUUUUUAGGAACUUUAAAACAAGUUUGGCAGAAUCCGGCUUUCCGUCCAGAAUUUCUUGCUACAAUACUUAUUUUUGAACGGCAGAGUUUAGCAAGUGCCGAUAGAAGAGGGUAUUGGAAAGUAGGAAGGCGGCCUGAUAUUAUGUUUUUAAGUAAAGAAGAUGAUAAAUUUUAUGAAUUAAUGUAUACAGAAUGUUCCAAGGUUAUUUGUACUAAACAAAAAGAAGAGGAAGAUGAUGGGAUUCAGCAACAAAUAAUUACACCCAUUUCAAAAAAACUUUUUAUUCCAAAAUUGGAAUCUAUGAAGUCUUUACUUUGGAAAUUGCCAAUUAACAAAAAAACCAAUAUUUCUGAGAGUGAUGACAUUUAUUUAAAAAUUUAUGCAACUGGCACAUUAUCAAAUGAUGAAAUUGUAUAUACUACUAGCAGAUUUCAUGGUAAGAUAAAUAUGUUAGCUGAAAUUUCAUUUUCAUUUAAUCAGUCUGUUUUGCCUGUUGUAUUAGUAUGUUGGUGUGAUUAUUGUUCUAAAAGACAUUCUCUAAAAUAUGGAUGCCCUCAUAUGAAAUUAGUAAAACAUUAUGAUGUAAUCCCAUUUAAUUCUAUGCAGGAUUGA
This is a messenger RNA of Entrophospora candida, 765 nucleotides long. NCBI's taxonomy places the organism in Eukaryota, Fungi, Glomeromycota, Glomeromycetes, Entrophosporales, Entrophosporaceae. The record is from the annotation of a GenBank genome assembly.